Molecule: messenger RNA, 1966 nt
Organism: Panicum virgatum (switchgrass)
Lineage: Eukaryota; Viridiplantae; Streptophyta; Magnoliopsida; Poales; Poaceae
Product: protein IQ-DOMAIN 1-like
Exons: 4
Coding region: 219-1721 (500 amino acids)
Molecular function (GO): protein binding
Source: RefSeq, a predicted model, not a curated record
UACGAUGCCGCCCCCCCCCCCCCCCCCGGGGGGGGGGUGCGCCCGGGAGGUCCCCGUGGCCGGCCGGGCCCCUCCUCCCCCGUGAGCGACGUUAAAUUGGCGCCAUCGCGCGGCGUCCAUCACCUCCAUUACUGCCCCUCCUCGCCGCUCCCCAGAUCGGCAGGAGAUUUUACCAGCUUGUCGCCAGCCGGGCGGGGUGAUCGCGCGGGCAGGGAACCAUGGGAAAGAAGCACGCCGCAGGUAGCGGCGGCUGGUUCGCCGUCGUCAGGAAGGUGUUCCGGCCGUCGUCAUCGUCCUCCGCCACCACCUCCAAGGACAAGGACACCGUGCAACAUGGGAAACAGGACAGCGCCGGCGAGGAGGCGGAGGAGGCCGCGGCCGGCGGGGCCGAGGAGGCGGAGGAGGUGCUGCUGCUGGAGCACUUCCCGGCGUCCGAGACGUCCGCGGAGGCGAGCAACGAGGGCGGCGACGCGGAGUCGUUGCUGGCGGCGCCACCGCCGGUGCGGACGGCGGAGCACCGGGGGGCGGGCAGUGGUGGUCUCCGGGACCACGAGGAGGCCGACGACGACGACAUGGAGCGCGCACGGGCGCUAGCCGCCGCAGCCGAGGCCGCCGUGGCCGCGGCGGCCAGGGUGGUCCGGUUGGCGGCGCUCCGGCGCCUGUCGCGGGAGGAGCGCGCCGCCGUGCGCAUCCAGGCCUACUACCGCGGGUACCUGGCCCGGCGAGCCCUGCGCGCGCUGCGCGGCCUGGUGCGGCUGCAGGCGCUGGUGCGCGGCCGCCAGGUGCGGCGCCAAGUGCACCUCACCAUGCGCUGCAUGCAGGCCCUCGUCCGCGCCCAGGCCCGCGUCCGGGCGCGCCGCCUCGCCGAGCUCCCGCUCCUCCUCCCGCCGCCGACGCCUCCGGCCAGCCGCCCCUCCCUCUCCCACCAGCCGCGCCUCGACCUGGCGUUGGUGGGCGACCACCACCAGGACGCCAGCGACGAUGGCGACGUGGCGGAGGACCUGCUGCUGCUGCAGCAGCGAAGCAGGAGCAGAGCAAGGCUGCGCCGAGGCGACGGCGACAACGGCGGCGGGAGGAGCCCCUCCGCAGGCUGGGACGCCAGCAGCCGCACCCUGGAGGACGCCCGGGCCGAGGGCGCCCGCCGGCACGACGCCGCCGCGCGCCGGGAGCGAGCGCUCGCCUACGCCUACGCCUACCAGCAGCGGCAGUGGCAGCGGCAGGAGGACGAGAAGGCCAGCCUGGGUUACCACUGGCUGGAGCGCUGGAUGGCCGCCACGCAGCCGCAGCAGCGGCCGGACGCGCCGGACCACGUCAAGACGACGUACCAGGGCGCCGCCGCCAGGACGGCGUCUUACGCGGCGGCGGCCGCUGCUCUCCCCGUUGGCGUGCCGGAGAAGACGGUGGAGAUGGACAUGUCGUUCCGGAGUCCGCUGAACCAGGCCGCCACGCCCGCCGCGCACGGGCGGCCGCCGGCGAUCCCAGGCUACAUGGCCGCGACGAGAUCGGCGCGCGCCAAGGCGCGCCCCGCGCCGCCUUCGCCGACGCACGGCAGGAGACCUUCCGGCGACGGGAUCGCCGGAGACUCGUCUAGCUCGGAGCAGAGCGCGGGGCAGAACGGCGGCGCAAUCGCCGGGUACAGCCCGGACUGGAGCUGCACGGGGGACUGGACGCCGCCGCGGCUCGGCGUCAACACGCGCACCAGCAGGGUGGCCUAUACCUGAGCAUGGCAGUGACAAAGUCCGGUGCAUCGUCAUGAGCGCGGUUGAGAUGUGUUCGCGGCUCAUUUUUGAACGCUUUUGUUGUUCACAAUGUGUAUAGCUUGCUAUGUUUGCGGCCAAUGCCUCUGUAAACGCCCGUAUACUUGGCCAAAGGAUUGCGAAUAAAAACUCAAGAAUUAUAAAUCUUUUGUUAUGCCUGAACUGAGAUCGAAGAUUUUAUUUAUCUGUCCAGAAAAAAUUGUAUGCUA